CUCGGGAAAAGUGGAGCCGGGAGGAGCGGGCGGCGCGGAGGGUGGGGAUUGAUGCUCCCGGGCUUUGCGGCCGCUGCUGCCCUCGCGCUGGGGGCCGCGCCGGGGGGCAGGCGGUGGAGAGAUGCUCGCAGAGUUGGUGAGCAGCGCUCUGGGGCUCGCCUUGUACCUCAACACCUUGAGCGCCGACUUCUGCUACGAUGACAGCCGUGCUAUCAAGACGAACCAGGACCUUCUCCCAGAAACUCCGUGGACGCACAUUUUCUACAAUGAUUUCUGGGGGACUCUUCUAACUCACAGUGGCAGCCACAAGUCCUACCGGCCGCUCUGCACGCUUUCUUUCCGCCUGAACCAUGCCGUUGGGGGCCUGGAUCCCUGGAGCUACCACCUGGUCAACGUCCUGCUGCACGCAGCCGUCACCGGGGUCUUCACAAGCUUCUCGAAGACACUCCUUGGGGACGGAUGUUGGACCUUCAUGGCUGGCCUGCUGUUCGCCUCUCACCCCAUCCACACGGAGGCCGUGGCAGGAAUCGUGGGCCGGGCCGACGUCGGGGCCAGCCUCUUCUUCCUCCUGUCCUUGCUCUGCUACAUUAAGCACUGCUCUACCAGAGGCUCCUCGGCCAGGACGUGGGGCUGGUUCCUGGGGACGGGCCUCUGCGCAGGAUGCAGCAUGCUGUGGAAGGAGCAGGGGGUGACCGUGCUGGCCGUGUCCGCAGUUUAUGAUGUCUUUGUCUUUCACAGGCUGAAAGUGAAGCAGAUCUUACCUGCCAUCUGCAAAAGGAAGAACUUGUCUCUUUUCCUCAGCAUUAGUUUGUUAACUUUCUGGGGGACUUCCCUUUUGGGGGCCCGCUUAUACUGGAUGGGAAACAAGCCACCAAGCUUUUCCAACUCUGACAACCCAGCUGCCGACUCGGAUAGCCUGUUGGCCCGGACGCUCACUUUCUUCUACCUGCCAACCAAGAACCUGUGGCUGCUGCUAUGCCCAGAUACACUCAGUUUUGAUUGGUCAAUGGAUGCUGUGCCUCUGCUCAGAACAGUCUGCGAUUGGAGAAACCUGCACACUGUGGCCUUCUACACGGGACUCCUGCUCCUCGCCUACUAUGGCUUGAAGAGCCCAGGCGUGGAACGGGAGUACAACGGGAAAGUGGUGACAAAUGGCAAGCAGAAUGCCAAUGGCCAUAGCUGCCAUUCGGACGGGGAGUACCGGAACUCGGAGAGUAAGCCCAGCCUUGCAGCCAAAGCAGAAAAUGGCAUUAAAAAUAAUGCAGCGCAGAGAUCUCCACUUCCUUCUACGGAGAACAUUGUUGUGCUCUCUUUAUCUUUGUUAAUAAUACCCUUUGUUCCUGCCACCAACCUGUUUUUCUAUGUGGGCUUUGUAAUUGCCGAGCGCGUGCUGUACAUCCCUAGCAUGGGCUUCUGUCUCCUUGUUACAGUGGGUGCCAGAGCCCUUUAUGUCAAGGUCCAAAAGCGGUUCCUCAAGAGCUUGAUUUUUUAUGCCACGGCCACAUUGAUUGUUUUCUAUGGACUCAAGACUGCGAUCAGGAACGGAGAUUGGCAGAAUGAGGAAAUGCUGUAUAGGUCAGGGAUAAAAGUAAACCCAGCUAAAGCAUGGGGUAACCUUGGAAAUGUUCUGAAGAGUCAGAGCAAGAUUUCUGAAGCUGAAAGCGCCUAUAGAAAUGCUUUGUACUACCGUAGCAACAUGGCUGACAUGCUUUAUAAUUUAGGGUUACUUCUACAGGAGAACAGCAGGUUCGCAGAAGCAUUACAUUAUUACAAAUUGGCGAUCGGAAGCAGGCCUACACUGGCUUCUGCGUAUUUAAACACCGGUAUUAUUCUCAUGAACCAAGGAAAGACAGAAGAAGCCCGACGCACGUUCCUCAAGUGUUCUGAGAUUCCUGAUGAAAACCUAAAGGACCCUCAUGCACAUAAGAGUUCAGUUACCAGCUGUCUCUACAACCUGGGGAAACUCUAUCAUGAGCAGGGACACUACGAGGAUGCCCUUAGCGUAUACAAGGAAGCAAUUCAGAAAAUGCCAAGGCAGUUUGCUCCACAGAGCUUGUACAACAUGAUGGGUGAAGCAUACAUGCGAUUAAGCAAACUCCCUGAAGCAGAGCAUUGGUAUAUGGAAUCCCUGAGAUCCAAGACUGACCACAUCCCUGCUCAUCUUACGUAUGGGAAACUGCUAGCUCUAACAGGUCGUAAGAGUGAGGCUGAAAAGUUCUUCUUGAAGGCUAUUGAGCUGGAUCCCACCAAAGGAAACUGUUACAUGCAUUAUGGUCAGUUUCUCCUGGAAGAAGCUCGCCUUAUAGAAGCCGCUGAGAUGGCAAAAAAAGCAGCUGAGUUGGACAGCACAGAGUUUGAUGUGGUCUUCAGUGCUGCCCACAUGCUCAGACAGGCUAGCCUUAACGAAGCCGCCGAGAAGUAUUAUGAUCUGGCAGCCAGACUAAGACCUAAUUAUCCGGCGGCUCUGAUGAACCUGGGGGCUAUUCUCCAUCUCAAUGGGCGCCUCCAGAAGGCUGAGGCCAACUACCUGAGGGCUCUGCAGCUCAAGCCUGAUGACGUCAUCACGCAGUCCAAUCUCCGCAAACUGUGGAAUAUCAUGGAAAAGCAAGGUUUAAAGACUUCCAAGACCUGACACAGGAGGGCAGUACCUCGUCCUCCUCCAUAUUUUAAAGCUGGCUUCAUUAAUGAACAGAACUUACCAGCAGUGCUAUGACAAGAGCUAGUAAGGACUUCAGGACGGGGGCAGAGGUCACUGAGGUCACUGCCACUUCUGGGAGUAUUCGCUUUGCUGUUGGCACAGCCGUUAACACCAAAAAGGGGAACAUUGGAAACUUCCUGAAGGAUGUAAUUGUUACCCAUAGAACUAUAAACCAGAGCACUUAAAACAGGA
Molecule: messenger RNA, 2890 nt
Organism: Nyctereutes procyonoides (raccoon dog)
Lineage: Eukaryota; Metazoa; Chordata; Mammalia; Carnivora; Canidae
Gene: TMTC2
Product: transmembrane O-mannosyltransferase targeting cadherins 2
Exons: 12
Coding region: 122-2632 (836 amino acids)
Biological process (GO): protein O-linked glycosylation via mannose
Cellular component (GO): endoplasmic reticulum membrane
Molecular function (GO): mannosyltransferase activity; protein binding
Source: RefSeq, a predicted model, not a curated record